This is a messenger RNA of Cavenderia fasciculata, 192 nucleotides long. RefSeq lists its product as uncharacterized. Lineage: Eukaryota; Evosea; Eumycetozoa; Acytosteliales; Cavenderiaceae. The record is from RefSeq and is a predicted model, not a curated record. Bases 1 to 192 code for a protein of 63 amino acids. The transcript has a single exon.
AUGGUUAACUCUCACGGAACUUCUUUAGUGGAAACAGACUUUAAUUAUAAGUUUGUAAGAAUAUUCAAGUUAUCUCUUGCAUUUUCAGUGUUGGCAUGGGCAACUCUAAGUGUGACACCACUGUUUAUCUUACUUUCAAUGUUUGGUAUUCUCACUAAAAUUCCACUACCAUUACCUCCAUCACAAAGAUAG